GACAUGCAGGUGCAACUUUGUUUGUAGUGCGUUCCCUAGCGACAGUGUCAUGCAUCAUAGAUCAAACAGAUGUCAUUUUAUACAAUAGUUUUUCAAACGAAAAUAUGAGCGAAGUUUCUGAAGCUUCUUUGUUAAAAGCUAUAAAAUUUUCCCUGGAAAAUGAUGGAAGACUGGGGAAAUUAAAGGGCGAAAUACGAGCAGCCGUAAUGUCAAUUUUAAACAAAAACUCUUCAAAUUUCGCCCUUCCUGAAGUACCUGAAGAAACACGACUAAUAAAUGAAUUAAUUAGAGAGUAUUUGUCUUGGAAUGGUUAUGUUUAUGCUGAACAAAUUUUAUCAGCAGAAUCCGGUCAAACUAAUGAAAGACUUACUAGGGAUAUAUUAACUACAAAAUUAAGUGUAAUGGAUGAUGAAAAAACAGUAAAAAUACCUUUGUUGUAUUAUGUUGUUUCUGCUUUUCAGAAUAUUAAUCAGGAAGAAUCGCAAAAUAAUCAAUAAAUUAAACCUUGUAUACAUAUUUUUUAUUUUUAAAUAAAAUAACAAUUAGGUGAACACUCUAA
Messenger RNA from Brassicogethes aeneus, 559 nucleotides. The record is from the annotation of a GenBank genome assembly. NCBI's taxonomy places the organism in Eukaryota, Metazoa, Arthropoda, Insecta, Coleoptera, Nitidulidae.